This is a messenger RNA of Chinchilla lanigera (long-tailed chinchilla), 7141 nucleotides long. RefSeq names its product protein phosphatase 1, regulatory subunit 3A (gene Ppp1r3a). Bases 29 to 3367 code for a protein of 1112 amino acids. The transcript has 4 exons. Lineage: Eukaryota; Metazoa; Chordata; Mammalia; Rodentia; Chinchillidae. The record is from RefSeq and is a predicted model, not a curated record. Gene Ontology annotation, cellular component: protein phosphatase type 1 complex. Gene Ontology annotation, biological process: regulation of glycogen biosynthetic process. Gene Ontology annotation, molecular function: glycogen binding; protein phosphatase 1 binding.
UCUCUCUUAUUUGAUAUCAGAGAGCCCAAUGGAGCCUGCUGAAGUACCCAGUCAGAUUAGCAAAGAUAAUUUUUUAGAAGUUCCUAACUUACCCGAUUCUGCGGGUGAAGAUGAAGAAGUUAAAACCACCUUCAGACCUGGCUUCUCCCCUCAACCAAGUAGAAGAAGUUCUGAGUCUUCGGAAGACAUGUACCUGGACAAUUCAACUUCAGGUACCAGAAGGGUUUCGUUUGCCGACACCUUUGGAUUCAAUCUUGUGUCCAUUAAAGAAUUUGAUUCUUGGGAAUUACCGAGUGUUUCCACAGAGUUUGAGUUAAGGAAGGAUAUUUUUCACACAGAAGAAUAUAUUUUAUCUCCACUCUUUGACUUGCCCUCCUCAAAAGAAGAUCUUAUGCAACAGCUUCAAGUACAGAAAGCAAUACUGGAGUCAACUGAAUAUCCUCCUGGGUCGACCAGUAUGAAGGGUAUUAUUCGAGUUUUGAAUGUUUCUUUUGAGAAGUUAGUCUAUGUGAGAAUGUCGUUAGAUGACUGGCAGACAUAUUAUGACAUUUUAGCCGAAUAUGUUCCUAAUUCAUGUGAUGGUGAAACUGAUCAGUUCUCCUUUAAGAUUUCACUGGUUCCUCCUUACCAAAAAGAUGGCAGUAAAGUUGAGUUUUGUAUACGUUAUGAAACUUCUAUUGGUACAUUUUGGUCAAAUAAUAAUGGCGCAAAUUAUAUAUUGCUUUGUCAAAAGAAAGAACAAGAGCCAGAGCCUGAAAAGCCACGGGAAGAAGUUUCUAGUAGACAAAAAAAGGGCUGCUUAAAGGUAAAAUCAAGUAAAGAAGAAUCGUCAGUGACAUCAGAAGAGUAUAACUUUGAGGAAUCAAAAUUUGCAGACACCGAUAUCCCAACAAUUGUUUGUUCUUAUGAGGAUAAGGAAGACUUGGAAGCUGGUAAUCAAAAUGUAAAGGAUGGAAACAGGAAGCAUGAUGAACAUAAUGAGGAGGGACUAGAGUUGAUGAUAAAUCAACACUUAAUAAGAACCAGAAGUGCUGCUUCCAGGGAUGGAAAGGAUACAUUUGCAUCAGAUCCAGUCAAUUUCCCAAAUAAGGCUGAGGGGUUAGAGAAGAAGAAAAUCCAUGGUGAACUCUGCACUGAUUCAUUCGAAAGGCCUUCAUCAGUAGAAAGCUCCUUAAAAGGAGAUUCUUACCACAGUGAGAAACAUUCCUCAAGAAAUGAACAUGGUCAUCAACUUUCAGAGGAUGCGACUUCAGAUAUGCAAGAAAUCCAACCAGCGCUGGAAGGUACCAAUGCUGAUGAGUCAGUGCAAGUGCGCUUGGGUAGCGAGGAAGUCCUGGAUGACAGUGCUAAUCCUGCCCACAGGAGUGGCAGACUGAGAAUAUCUUGCUCCUCCCUGGAUCAACGAGUGGCUGGCGGUCUUAAUGAAAAUCAUGAAGGAGGAGCUAAGAAAAGUGACAUAAAGGAUCAAGAAUGUUUAAGUAGAGAUUUCCAUUCAGGUCUAUAUGAGUAUGUUGAACGACCAUCAGAAAAUGGAUCUUCAAAGCAAGAUUACGGCAAGGUGAAAGGUGACAAAGAACAGAGAGUGCACGUAGGUGUUAAUAAAAAACAAAGCAAAAAUUUUCAGUCAUCCUUGCAUGACCAAGAAAGAAAAUUGGGCUACUCUGAAGUAAGCAUGGAAGGGAUUGAAGCUAGGAAGAAAGACUUAGUAGAUCUGUUAAGAAAAGAUACCUCAAUCCCUGCCCAGGCAAUAGCAGUAGAUACAUCUCCUUCAUCAAGGACAGAUUUAAAUUGGGAAGAAACUACACUAACAGUUCUGGAGAGUGAUCACUCCACUGGUGAAGGCAUGAAUUCAGAAGAGAUAAUUACUAAAGUCCGUUCAUCAAAACACAGAAACGUUCUGAGAGAUGAUUAUCUUUUCCAAGUUGAAGAAAAAAAAUCAGAUUGGAUUAAUCCUGAAGAUCGGGGUAAAAACUCACAGCAUAAACAAGAUCAGAAUAGUCGAGAAAGCCAGGAAAAGGUAACAGGGAAUAAGGCAAAUAUAGCCGAGCAGAUCAGAGGACAAGCAGAUUGUGAAGACAUGUGUGGGGAAGGAGAUAACACGAGUUUGAGUGCUACUCCUACAGAAGAGCUGUUUACCUGCCAAAAAACGGAGUGUGAUGCACUGUAUUCUCUCACUGAUCAUGGUGUUACCGAGGAAGCACAAGCAGGUGCGGCUUAUAUAAUUAAGACAACAUCAGAAAGUACUCCAGAAAGCAUGUCUGCUAGCGAAAAAGCAAUAAUUGCUAAGCUACCUCAAGAGACAGCACGAUGUGACAGGCCCAUCGAGGUAAAAGAAACUGCGUUUGAUCCACAUGAAGGGAGAGAUGAUGAUUCACAUUAUAGCUUUUGUCAACGAGAUACUGCAGGUGUGAUCUAUGACAAUGAAUUUGAGAAGGAAUCACACUCAGAUAUUUGUAAUGUACGUGCAGAGGAAAUAGAGAAGGAGCGAUCCAUGCAUAUGUACAGUCCUGGCGAGACACAUGACAGGGAGAAAUUCGGUGCUGGAAAUACAACAUCUGCAGAAGAAUCUUCCCAGGUCAUUACAAGCAAUCAAAAGGAAACCUCAAACUUGGAUUCACACUUGGAAGUGUUAUCAACAGGCGAAAGAACAUUUGCAGAAAACAGCAAUCUUGGGCAUGUGCAAAAAUUAUCAAAGAAAGCAGACCUAGAAGCUGCUGUCCAUUCUGCUUUUAACUCAGGUGCUAACAGAGCUUCGCAGAACGGCCCUCACAUUUCCGGUCACCAUUUAAAAACUUCAGCGCCUGCUCACGAACAGGCUGUAGAGAAUACAGUCACCACCAUAAAUCUCCAAUCGACUUCAGCUGAAUCGGAAAAUAAUUGUGCCACAAGUGAAGUUCAGGGUCACCUUGGGUCUAAGCCCAAAGAAGCUUCCCCAAGUUCAGGAAGGUCAUCAGGUUGUGGAGAAGAAAGACGUGCGGGGCGGGUUUCCCAACCAGGAGAACGCAGUGUGGAGAAAUCUGCAGGGCCAAUGAUUUUAAUCAGCGAACCUCCUGAGAAUACGGAAGAAGCAAGGCAGGAAAACGAAGGAUUACUGAGCUCUGGACGUUCACAGUAUCCUUCAGGUGAGCAAGCAUCUGAGAGCUCUACUUCGGCUAGUUUCCCCGUCCAGGAGAGUGAAGCUCAGAGCAAUGAGUCUCUGUUUUCAAAAUAUGCCAACUCUAAAAUACCUUAUUUUCUUCUAUUUCUGAUAUUUCUUGUAACCAUCUAUCAGUACGACCUAAUGAUAGGCUUGGCAUUCUACAUUUUUUCAUUGUACUGGUUGUACUGGGAAGAGGGGAGGCAAAGAGAAUCUGUCCAAAAGAAGUAACCUUGGCGCUCUUACUAAUCUUUCUUAAAAGAUAAGCUAUUUAGCCCCAACAAUUUGGAUUGGUGAAAGAGACUAUUCAUUGUUCAAAGAGCCAGCGCAGUUUUUCUCUUGAAGGAUCAUUUACAAAGGAAUGCGUAUGAAGUUUGCUCCUUCAUAUAAGUAAUUAUUCUAUAUAGGACCAUUAUGUUUGGAUCAUUAAAUACCUAUAUGAAUAUGAGAUCUGAAGCACGUCAAGUUGAAAUUAGGUACAGCUGUUGCUCCUUAGCAGGCUAUGAAGUUGCAAUGCUUCACGUCUCUUCACUACUUAAAGAGCUAUUUCUUGCAUUCAUUUCUUUCACAGGAAAGCUUCAUUUUUUUUCCCGUGAGCACUUUUCCCCCUGUGGUUUUUAAAAAUAGAUAAAGCAUGGACGAUGGCAAAAGGUUUUUUUUUUUUCAUUCUUUGGAAUUGCCCAUGAAAUUUCCAUUUACCACUGUAACAUAUUAACAGUAUUUCAUACUUCAACUUCUAUUUCAUACUUUUUAAAAACCAAUAGAAAUAUAUAAACUUAAAUUGAAGAAACACAUUACGUUCACUUGAAUCAUACCUUAUACACAUGUAUCUUUUACCUACCAAACCAGAACAUUAAACAUAAACCAAAUUUGACAAACACUAAGGCAAAUGGGAAAUUAAUUUCUAACUAGACAAAAUUGUGUGAGUGGUCUGUCUUUGAGCAAUAUUUUUGUCUUGUAAAGGGAGACUGCAACACAGCUGAAAAAUUUCAAUAUCAACUAUUACUGAGGGUUGAAAAUUUAAAUUAAAAGUUCCACAAGCAUUGUUUCACAGUGACUUUGUAUCUAUAAAGUAUAAGGCAUUAACUGAUAAUAAUAAAAAAGAUAUCCAAAUGAACCAUUUGCUCUAUGUGGUAGUAUUUUUAUCCCCAAAUGAAGCUUUAAUCUUUUCCUCAUGGUAAGACAGUAGAGAGUCCUGCAAAAUGAACUUAGUGAGCAAACUCCUAGUCUUUGGUGAUAAUCACUAUAUGAUUAUCCAGUUAUGAAAUGAUCACUCAAAAUUUUAGUAGCUAAAUCAAUGUGUGGAAAUCUAUUGAAAAAUAAUUAAAGAAUUGAAGAAUAAUAAUUAUGGCUAAAGGCGUGAAAUAAUAGAAAUAAUCAUUAGGAAGGAAUAGUGCACAAAUUUAUACACAAUUUAUUUCAACUAUAUAUAGAAGGCUGUAGCAGGCAGAAUGGUGUGCUCUGUGCUUGGUGUAGUAUUUCCUUUGAUAGUUUGCAAGCUGCUUCUGGGAAUAGGGAUGAUCCUUUCUGCUGAAGCAUUAUAAGAAUAUCACACAGAAGGAGCCUGUUUGAAUGAUUCUUUUUUCAUAGCAAUUUAUUUAAUAAAACAUCUAACAUUGAUCUUCAGAGUUAAAGAAUAGAGUCCAUUUCCUGUGAAGUAAAUUCAGAAGGUAGUUUGUACACACAUCGCCCCACAAAGAGGUGUACAGUUAUGAAAAGAUAAAAUAAGAAUGACACAUUUAAACUGACUUUCAUUUGCUAGUCAACGAUUUCCUUGUCAUUAGCUAUACAACUGUUCCCUAAUCCACUCACUGCAAGGUACUCUCAAGUAUCGUUGAAAGUGAGUGCUUAGCUUUACCUCUUUAGCUGACCAAAUAUAAAUAUCUUGAAGUGGAACUUAGAACGAAUAUUUGAUUUUUUGGAAAAGCACGUUUCCAUUAAGUAGUAGUAGAAUACUGUGAAGCAGUACUUAGAAAUUAUCUCUAAAAUUGCUGUUCUGAUAAUUUUAUUGACAAUUCUAUAUAACAGUGGAAUCAAGUUUAGUAUUUCUUAUUUCUUCUACUUUUUUAAGAGUUUUAGUCAAUAUUUCUAUCACACUAAUGCAAUGAAUACCGCACUACUUUGUGAACACAGGUGACCAAACAAAUUAUUCCCAUAAAAGAACAAUAUAACUUUUAAAAAUAUUUUAAUAUGACUUUUGGUAAAAGACCUUCCAAUCCUUUGCAUAUAUUUAUAACAAGAAGAAUAAGAAAUUUCAAAAGAUUUAAAAUAUUAUAUUGUGUGGGGUUUUUUUGCAUGCAGUGAAGAAAGAAUUGAUGAUAAAACUUAUUUUAAAAAAUACUAAUAUGGAAAUUUAGAUGAAGUCAUAUAAACUUGAGAAAUUAUUGCUGGAUGAAGACAUAGCAUUUUGUAACCUGUUUUGGUCACUUCAUUGAGUUGGGCAAGAGAAGAAAAUCUCAGGAAGAACAGCAUAAAGGAUUGGCUCAUGCGUAUUUGGCCCUGAGUUAUUUUGUUAGAGGUCAUCAUUUGUUAGUUUAGGCAUAGCUACCUAAACUAUAUGUCACCGUAUUCAGUUUAGGACCAAAAAAGCAAGUUGUAGGGGAGCUGACAGAAGUGCAUGACAAAUCUCAUCCAUAAAUUGAGUGAAAACCCAAAAUAAGAACAUCGUUUUGAUCAUCUUGAGGUUUUAUUAGAAAGAAAACCCUAAAAAUUAGUUGGUAGUAAAAAGACUUACCUUUUAAAAAUUCACAUCUGUGUAAACUAUUGGUGUGACAAGUGAUUACUCAACCAGCAGGAAAAGAACAUUAAGAUGGCCCUGACCCUUCGAUAGUGAUGAAAAUUGUGUGAAUGGAACCACAUUAUCAGGAUGAGAGUCAAUAUUUGGAUGGGGGAUUAUUUCAUGGAAUAUUAAUAUUUAUAUCCUUAAUGCCAUAUUUUGAAAGAAACAGAAUUACUUGUCAUUUUAAACUGGUCUUGUAGUUAAAUGGAAAAUUUAAACAUAUCCAGUCCAUUUUGGGGAAAGAACUAUUUUGUUUUUUUUUUUCCUCAAAAGCAUUCAUAGUGUUCUCUUAAUAAUAUAUUUUCCAGUACUGAAUAUUAUCUCACAUCCAAAAGUCUUUUGUCUUGUUUCUUAGGCUUCUUAUUUGCACAUACUUAAGCUAAAAAGGCAAACAAAGCCCCCCCUGCAAAAAAAAAAAAAAAAACACCCUCCCAGAACUAGUAAAGACGUAGGUAGGCCCAUCUACUGAAUUCUUGUAUAGCAUUUGACUUCUCAGUUUUCACUGAAUGAAUAUGGAAAUUGAAAUAUGCAAUAGGGAUCUUCUAUUGUCAUUUGAAUCCUGUCUUGGCCCAUUUCUGUGGAGCUGAGAAAGAAGACUGAUUUAAAUUCUGCAACAAGGUUUAAAGUCACCAUAACAGGCCAUGUCCUCCAGAUAGUGCCAUGGCCAGGUACCUAUAGGGGAAGAACGACUAAAACAUUAUUUUUAGUUAUUUCACUAAAUUCCUAUACCUUUUUUACAUUUCAGGAAAAAAUAAUAAAAAUCCAGACAUCAUAAUUUACUUUGUCUUUUAAAAAUAGAGUUAGCCAUUGGUCUGAUAUGUCUGUCAGCUUCUCAAAAUCUUUUCAAAAAAUUUUCACUGGGUUUUCAAUGUACACAUAUUUUAUAAGAAAAGUCUUUAUUGUAGUGUGGUAAAGCUUUAUUAAACAAAAAAUUCUUUGAACAGUACAGGUUUUCAUUUUACAUCAUUUCUAUACUUGUUAAAUACAUACAUAGUACAUUCACUUUUUAAUAUGAAACAGUACUUUGUGUGAAAAUUGAAUUAAAAAUCCUUAAACCUUGUUUUCUGAUGUACCCACUUCAUUAUAUUCAUGAUAAUACAGAGAGAGAGACAUGGAUCCCUCAAGAGUGGAUUGGGAAGAAAGCAUUUGUAUUUGGUUGUGAGGUCUCUAAGAUCUGAUAUUGUAGCGGAUUAAAUGCCUCAUUAAACUUCUCUUCUUGGUUGAAA